AUGAAGGAGGGGAGGUCGUUUGCCUUGUUUGGCACGUCUUUUUUUGGGCCUAUCAAACUCUAUAAAUACCCUCCUCCAUUCCCUCUUUUUUCUCCUUCUUUUUCUCUACACACCUACAAUUUCUACCAAUUCCUUCAUUCGUCCCUUCUUUCUCCCUACAAGAUCGUUUAUUCUGCCUCUUCAAUCGCAGAAUUUCGUCUCUCAAUCAGAGCACGAGGGUUGCGGGUUAUGGUGGUUGUGAAGUCACAUCAAGAGAAAGAACAUGAAAGCUUCUGUUUAAUGGAAAGCAUACCCACCACAAGCGACAAGAAAACUCUAAAAAGUUCUUGCGGAUCCUUCUCCUUUAAACAAAUCAAGAUUAGGGAUGCCUUCAAACAUGCUGCCAUGUUCACAAUCUGGAGCUCCAUUUUCCUCAACCAUGUUAACUGCUCCAAGAAAAAAACCCGGGAAACUUGA
Lactuca virosa is the source of this 456-nucleotide messenger RNA. NCBI's taxonomy places the organism in Eukaryota, Viridiplantae, Streptophyta, Magnoliopsida, Asterales, Asteraceae. The record is from the annotation of a GenBank genome assembly.